AUGGCGCUCCGGGCAGCUGGAGGUCGUUUAUGGCAGUUUCAGAGGAGCUGUCUGAAGGUUACCAGCUUUCAAACACUGGGAACUGUCAAAUACAAAAGAACCUGUCCCGUUGAAGUGAGCCAUCUGGAUCAUUUGGUGCUAACAGUGAAAAGUGUGCCAGAUACCAUCAGUUUUUACAGCUCAGUUCUUGGCAUGGAGGUGGUCACUUUUAAGGGAAACCGCAAGGCUCUGAGCUUUGGGCAGCAGAAGUUUAACCUUCACCAGCGGGGGCAGGAGUUUGAACCAAAAGCUAAGCAUCCAACCUCUGGCUCUGCAGACUUGUGCCUCAUAACCAAAACCCCUCUAGCUGAAGUAGCUGCUCAUCUUAAGGCUUGUGGAGUCAAGAUUGAAGAGGGUCCCGUGGAGAGGACGGGGGCUGUGGGGACCAUCACCUCACUGUACUUUAGAGAUCCUGACCAAAAUCUCAUUGAAGUGUCAAACUAUAACCAGUCAACAGCAAAGGACUCUUCUUGA
Molecule: messenger RNA, 513 nt
Organism: Oreochromis niloticus (Nile tilapia)
Lineage: Eukaryota; Metazoa; Chordata; Actinopteri; Cichliformes; Cichlidae
Gene: glod5
Product: glyoxalase domain containing 5
Exons: 4
Coding region: 1-513 (170 amino acids)
Source: RefSeq, a predicted model, not a curated record